AAAAUAAUUGAUAAACAAAUAGUACGAUAUGUACGGACAUAAAGUGUAUAAGUCAUUCGUAAGUCAAAAUGACUUUGUACGUGGAUUUUGGAGAAAGGAAUUAUUUCUAUUUAGAAAAGAAUAAUUUGUUACAAAAUUAAGAAAGAUAUCAAAAUUUUCUAAUAUAGAUAAGAAAAAGUCCAGUGAAACAUCAUGGCUAGACCUAGCGGCGGUAAAAACAACAGUCUAAAGCAACCAAAAGAAGAAAUCAAUAUCAAGUACAUGCAUAGACCUCCUCUCAUAGCUCCAAAUUACGGCAGCCAGAAAAAGUCCCUAUUGCCGAAAUCAAAAGUAUCAAGAGUUCUUCUUUAUGACAAUGCCACCCAGGAGCAUAUGUUAGACAUUAAAUUAGCACAUAUCAAUAUUGAGAAAGAAAGAAUAAGUAGACUGAUCAAUUUGCAUCAGCGUUCUUUCACCUUGCGGAUGAAUAAAAGACAACAGCAGAAACUGGCGUUAACUGCUGGAAGUAGGAAUAAAACUAAGAAUGCUGUUAAUAGUUCCACAGUAGAGACCACACGCGAACGCUCGACAUUAAGACCGCAGUCAUUUCCAAUGGAUAUGAAUCAAGAUACAAUCAAUGAAGUUUCAAAGAGCCAAGACCAAAGCGAUAGUCUCGGAGGAAUGAAGCUUCCGGUCAUAGAUACGGACAAACGUCACGUGAUCUUCAAAGUGAAAGCAAAGUCUGGUAAAACGGAAGUGUACCAUACGAUAGAUGAUGAUGGUUUUCUCUCGGACUUGAUACCAAUGCAUUCAUUCUACCCAAAGUUAACCGAUGACCCUAGAUUUAGAAGUUUACAAAACAUUUUGGUGCCAUCAGAAACAGGAACCUCUCAGGAAUUUCUCUGAGACACAAUUCUGUGAAAAUUCCGGUGCUAGAAGUGUCUCUUAAAAAAUCUAAUUUUAGGAAUAUCAUUCAGCACAAGAGACUGUCAAACUGAUGUUGGGACACACGAAAAGCUAUCGAGUGCGUGUAUUUUUUUAAUAUGUUUUUGUUUAUGUUGUGCCGGCUAAUAUUGCAAUAAAGUAGUAUAUUUUGUG
Molecule: messenger RNA, 1077 nt
Organism: Mercenaria mercenaria
Lineage: Eukaryota; Metazoa; Mollusca; Bivalvia; Venerida; Veneridae
Exons: 2
Coding region: 193-885 (230 amino acids)
Source: RefSeq, a predicted model, not a curated record